AUGGGUAUCCUUGUGCCUGGCAUGGGCAUCCUAUCCAGUGGCAGUGCUCCGGUGUCCGUAUCGGUGGCCAUGUCCGCUGCUGUUACUUUUAAACUAACCAAUGCAGUGUGUGAAUCCUACAACAAAUCCUGGGUGGAGUUCGGUAUAUGUCGACUGCGAGCAGUGGAUCGGAAUAAAGUCUGCCUUAAUAUCGAUGUUAACUUGCUUCAUCCGGUACACGAUGUUAUAGUGAAGGCCCAAUUGCUUAAAAAAGCUAAUGGAUAUAAGCCUUGGCUCUAUAGCGUCAAUUUCGAUGGCUGCCAGUUUAUAAGGCGGAGAAAUAAUGCUUUAAUUCGGCUUGUUUGGGAACUUUUUAAAGAGUACUCGACAAUCAAUCACUCCUGUCCAUAUGUGGGUCUACAACAAGUCAAGAACUUUUAUCUACGAUCAGAGAAGCUGCCUACACCCAUACCCACUGGGGAUUAUCUGUUGAUGAUCGACUGGAUAUUUAAUAAAAAGCCGCAAGCUGCAACAAAUGUAUAUUUUACUUUUGUGGAGGAUCUUAAAAAUAGUUGA
Molecule: messenger RNA, 555 nt
Organism: Drosophila rhopaloa
Lineage: Eukaryota; Metazoa; Arthropoda; Insecta; Diptera; Drosophilidae
Exons: 3
Coding region: 1-555 (184 amino acids)
Source: RefSeq, a predicted model, not a curated record